ACCAAUUUAUUUAUUUAGAUUCAAUCAAAAAAUGGAUUUUCAAUUAAAUCCAAUUUAUUUAUUUUACCCCAAUUUAAUUGGUUAUUUGCGAAUUAUUUUUGCUUUAUUUUCUUUUGCUGCAAUGCCUACACGUCCAGUAGCAGCUUCUAUUUGGUAUUUUUUGAGUGCUUUUUUGGAUGCUUUUGAUGGAUAUUUGGCUAGGAAAUAUAAUCAAAGUUCUCGUUUUGGGGCAAUGCUAGACCAAUUAACCGAUCGCUGCACUUUUCUCGGGCUUUUAAUGGCACUUUGCCAUUUUUAUCCUUCUUGUAUUUUUGUUUUUCAAUUUGUUGGAAUUAUUGAUGUUGCUUCUCAUUGGCUUCAUUUACAUGCUGGGGACCUGACUGGAAAGUUGGUUGCUUUUUUUAAAUUUUUUUCCUAG
This is a messenger RNA of Meloidogyne enterolobii, 418 nucleotides long. NCBI's taxonomy places the organism in Eukaryota, Metazoa, Nematoda, Chromadorea, Rhabditida, Meloidogynidae. The record is from the annotation of a GenBank genome assembly.